Lagopus muta (rock ptarmigan) is the source of this 1722-nucleotide messenger RNA. It is a transcript of the gene CHODL, whose product is annotated as chondrolectin. Lineage: Eukaryota; Metazoa; Chordata; Aves; Galliformes; Phasianidae. The transcript has 8 exons. The record is from RefSeq and is a predicted model, not a curated record. Gene Ontology annotation, cellular component: cytoplasm. Gene Ontology annotation, biological process: positive regulation of axonogenesis. The coding region runs from base 81 to 959 and encodes 292 amino acids.
GCGAGCGGGCUGCUUUUCCCCGGCAUGUGUGUGGGGCUUGUCCUGCCCUGAGCGGGGCUACUGUACGCGGAGCCUUCGCCAUGGGGCUGGGGCUGGGACUGGGACUGGCCGCGGUGCUGGCGGCCGCCGCGCUGUGCGGGAGCGGAGCGCUCGGAGGGCGCGUCCUCAGCGGUCAAAAGGUGUGCUAUGGUGGCUUCAAGCGUUCCUGCUACAAGAUAGCUUAUUUCCAGGACUUAUCUAGACGCGUGGGCUUUCAGGAGGCCCGCCAAGCUUGUGAAAUGGAUGGCGGGGCUUUACUGAGCUUGGAAAGUGAAGCUGAGCAGCAACUAAUAGAAAACAUGUUACAGAACCUCACUAAGUCAGGCUCUGGGAUUUCUGAUGGUGAUUUCUGGAUUGGACUGUGGAGAAGUGGUGAUGGACUGACCACCUCCAGUGCUUGCCCUGACCUCUACCAUUGGGCUGAUGGAAGUAUGUCACCCUUCAGAAAUUGGUAUACAGAUGAGCCUUCCUGUGGAAGUGAAGCCUGUGUUGUCAUGUAUCAUCAGCCAACUGCAAACCCUGGUCUGGGAGGGCCGUAUCUUUAUCAAUGGAAUGAUGAUAGAUGCAACAUGAAGCACAAUUUUAUCUGCAAGUAUGGCCCAGACAAUGUCUUAGAAAAAGAAUUAGGAGACAGAGCAGAGCCAGAUUACGGUAUUUUUCCAACGGUGCCAGCAGGAAAUCCAUAUGACACAAACAAACCAGAAGAUCAAUAUCAUGUUAUAGCUACUGAAACAGGUAUAAUUCCAAAUCUAAUUUAUGUCGUAAUACCCACUAUACCACUACUACUGUUAAUACUGGUGGCUUUUGGGACUUGCUGUUUCCAGAUGCUUCAUAAAAGGGAAGCAAGGAGAAACUGCUUCAAAGACCCAUCUCCAUUAUCAUCUGAAUGCCUUGCAGAAAGUUUAAAUUCCAACCUGUAAAGGAAGAACAAAAACGAGUCCGAACCAGUCCACACUUUGGAUUUCAAAGACCCCUAGGAAGGACAGUAGCAUGGAGGUAUAAUGAUUUACUGACUGAAAGCAAAGCAAAAAUAACAUUUUGCAGUCGGGCUGUAUUAUAAUGUCGUCUGAGAACAUUAGCUUGGAAUGGCUUGAAAAUGCAAAGGAUCUACAAGAAUGAACUGUAAGCUCCCCCUUGAGGCAAAUGUUCAGAUCAUUUUUAUAUAAUGUUUGAUUAUUAAUUCAGUAACAAAAUAUGCCAUGCUAAAUAAAGGGUAUGUGUUUAUUUUGCUAAGAGAUGUAAGUCAGCUAGUUGUGAGUAAUGAAUUGAAAACGCAUUUGAAAUUUUUAUGAGGACAUAUCUACAAUGUAUAUCAAUUUUAAGAUAGAUUGUUUGUAGUUAAACAAAACCUUCUUGUUUUCUUUAAUCUCCUAUGCAUUGUAACCUAGUUGAUGUACUGUACAUGAAACUGACAAUUUUGCAGUGUAACAAUUAUUUAUCUUUGCAUAAAUGUUUGAUACAAAAUAUUUGUUUAGUAUUUAUUUGCACACUUAUGACAGUUUUUGAUCCUCAGGCACAAAUUACUUUUGUAUACAUAAAUUAUGCUUGCUGGCAGAUACUUCUGCCAUAUUGCAACAUUCAUCAGCUAUGACAAAAUUCAAGGAUUCAAAAGUGGUUUAAUCUUAUAGUGAAUCCACUUUAUCAGGGAGUGACCACCAUAUCUUCUUGAUGUAUUGGUCCAAG